AUGCCGUCGUUGUGGCUCACGUGCUUGGCUGCCGGUUGCCGCACGGCGGUGGCAUGCUCUAUAAUCGCUGCAGCCACCGUGUACGGCCCGGUUUUCCUACGGCGGCACGUGACGUUUCCGGCAUUUUCUUACGUCACCGCCAUUUUGAUAGUGACGAACGCAACUCUUGGCGACACCGUGCACGGCUGCUGGCUGGCACUUUACGCCACGCUGCAGACUGUCUGUCCGGCUAUGGCGGUGUUUUGGUUGAUCGGACCAUCGAAAUUCUCAUACGAGACGAUCGCUUUGACGGUGGCGCUGGCGUCCAUUGUGGUGGUGCUGCCGAGUUCUAGCCAUGUUUUGGCUAAACGGAUUGCUUUGGGUCAGAUUGUGAUUAUUUAUGUGGUUGGUUUCAUCGGCGGCGUUCAGACUCACCCUCUCAUGCACCCUGUUCAUGUUGCUUCUACAACGGCGAUGGGCGUCGCCGCCAGUCUCCUUGCCACCCUACUUCCCUUCCCACGUCUUGCUUCUCUUGAGGUGAAAGAGAAGAGCAAAGCAAUGGUGGACAACGUGGCAGAGCGGUUAAGGCUGUUGGUGAAAGCAUUUCUUGCUGACAAUGACACAGUGGCUGCUGGGUCCCUUUCUAAAGCUUCACUAUUGUCCACGUCAGCAACCAAAAUCUUACAACCCAUAAAACAAUACCAAGAAAGCAUGCAAUGGGAGUGGAUCCCAUUAAAAAUGUUCAAAUUGGGAUGGUUAAGCAGCAGCCAAAAGUUGCAAGAUUUGGAAAGGCCCAUAAGAGGAAUGGAAUUAGCUUUAUCAAACAUUCCUUCAUAUCCAAUAGAACCAUUUCAAAAUGAAGCACUUCAAAAGGGUAUAAAUACCUUAGAGAAUCACAUCAUUCAAUCUUUAAACCAAGGCAUUGCCUAUCAGCCGUCCGAUUCACAUACUUUCCCUGAGUCAAACCCAGAUGAAGAUCCAAUCAACACCCUCCAUUCCAUCCAAAUAAUCAACCCAACAAACCACAAAAAUCUUCCCUCCCUUUUCUUCAUAUUUUGCAUGAAACUUCUUCAACAAAAAUCCCAAAACAACAACAAAUUACCAAACCCCAAGAACUCAAAACAACAAGAAGAAAAACCAAAUCAAACAAAAUGGGCAAUUCCAAGUGCAAUUUGGAACAGCAAGAAAGUGAUGGGAGCUCUAAAAUCAGCAAUUUCAUUAGGAAUUGCUGUUUAUUUGGGAUUGAUUUACAGCAAAGAGAAUGGAUUUUGGGCAAGUUUAGGAGUUGCUGUCAGCAUUGCUUGUACUAGAGAAGCCACUUUCAAAGUAGCAAAUGUUAAGCUUCAAGGAACAGUUAUUGGAUCAGUUUAUGGAGUUUUGUGUUUUGUUAUAUUUGAAAAGUUUUUAUUAGGAAGACUUCUCUGUCUUCUCCCCUGCUUUGUCUUCACCAGUUUUCUUCAAAGAAGCAAAAUGUAUGGCCCAGCUGGAGGAGUUUCAGCCAUUAUUGGAGCUGUCAUCAUAUUGGGAAGAACAAAUUAUGGUUCGCCAAAAGAACUUGCUUUGGCUAGAAUUGUGGAGACUAUUAUUGGAGUUUCAUCUUCCAUUAUGGUUGAUAUCAUUUUACAUCCAACUAGAGCUUCUAAAUUGGCCAAAUUUCAACUCACUUCCACUUUAAGAGAGCUUCAAAAAUGCAUCAACUCGACGAGUUUUCGUCCGGAUGAUUUGAAGGAAAGUUUGAAGGAAUUGGGAAUGCAUGUUGGUGAGCUGAAGAAGUUGAUUGAUGAAGCUGAGAUAGAACCCAACUUUUGGUUUUUGCCAUUUCCAAGUGGCUGUUAUGGGAAGUUGUUUAAGUCGUUGUCGAAAAUGGUUGAUUUGUUUGGUUUCCUUAGUUGUUCGGUUGAAGGGGUACGACGGAAUCUUCCAGUAGUAGUACUGGAAGAUUCGACGUGGGUGAAAGUCGGUGAAAAUUUAGAGGAAGAUGUUGAGGAUUUUAAGGAAAUGGUGAGUGGAUUGGUGAGAUGUUGCGUGGAUGUGAGUUCUUUGAAAUCAUUGGAAGUGCUUGAGAAGGAAGUAGAGAAGAGGAAUGGAGAGGAUGAUUGUGGGGAUGUUGAAAUGGGAGAGGGAAAAAGGGUAAUUGAAAUAGAGGAAAUGGAGAAGGAAAAAUUGGUUUGUUCAUUUAUGCAACAUUAUGUGGAAGUUGUUGAGCAAAGUGGUGAAAGUGAAGAAGGUAAAAGAGAAGCACUUCUGAGUUUUAGUGCUUUGGCUUUCUGUUUAAGCAGUUUGAUGAAGGAGAUUGAAGAAAUUGGCAAGGCAACUAGAGAGUUGAUUCAAUGGGAGAAUCCUUCUAGUCAUGUUGAUUUCAAUGAAAUUACAUGUAAGAUUCAUGCUGUACAAAAGGGUGUGAAGUAA
Molecule: messenger RNA, 2388 nt
Organism: Benincasa hispida (wax gourd)
Lineage: Eukaryota; Viridiplantae; Streptophyta; Magnoliopsida; Cucurbitales; Cucurbitaceae
Cellular component (GO): plasma membrane
Source: RefSeq, a predicted model, not a curated record